Molecule: messenger RNA, 2571 nt
Organism: Thyridium curvatum
Lineage: Eukaryota; Fungi; Ascomycota; Sordariomycetes; Thyridiales; Thyridiaceae
Exons: 5
Coding region: 1-2571 (856 amino acids)
Biological process (GO): regulation of DNA-templated transcription; DNA-templated transcription
Cellular component (GO): nucleus
Molecular function (GO): zinc ion binding; DNA binding; DNA-binding transcription factor activity, RNA polymerase II-specific
Source: RefSeq, a predicted model, not a curated record
AUGGAAAACCUCACUGUGCGAGGAGCAGCAACAGCAACAGCCGCCAGUCGCGAGACGAGCAUCGCCAAUUCCGCAAUGCCGACGCCCUCGAGCUCCAACACCACCGGAUUUGCCUCAUCUCCGGAGCACCACGCACCCGCUCCUACUCCGGCAGAGCAGAAGAAGAGGAGCCGCAUCCGGUUCUCCUGCACGACCUGCCGGGACAAGAAGCUGAAAUGCAACCGUGCCUCGCCCUGUGACCAGUGCGAGAAGCGCGGCAUCACGGCAACAUGCCAGUACAUCCCCUACCUGAACCCGCGUGAGGGCAGACAUGGCCACGCUGGCGCAGCAGGGCCUCGGCCGGCCAGCGCUGGUGUGCCGCGCCGCGCGCCGCUCACCGCCGAUCCGGCUAUGCAGACUAGACUACGGCAUCUUGAACGCCUGGUGUCUGUUCUGAGGUCGCAGCGAAGGGAUGGGGGAGCAAUCGACCCCCAGUUGCUUCCUGGCGAUGAUUCGCAUUCUUCAACGCGUCAGAGCCGUGAUGACGAAGGAUCCGCUGACGGGCGACUGACUCUCCCGGAACUCAGAGAGCCUGGGAGUGCAGCGGCUGGAUAUGGACAGUAUAUUGAUACCGCCAACUGGGAGGCAAUCCUGGAUGAUUGGCAUCUUCAACAGGUCUCCAAACUCACCGAAGAUCUCAAGUCCUACGACGACGGUUAUGAAGACCAGGACACCGACUAUGAGUCCUUUGUACCGGCGCAGAAGGGCCCCGUCCUCCUGCUGGGCCCCUUCCCGCAAGCCUCUGUGCAUGAUAUGCUGGGCUUUAUGCCCCCGCGAUUGAUCACUGACAGAAUCAUCGCCAAGUUCUUCUCGGCCAAUGAGCCUGCUUUCAUGAUGUUUCACGUCCCGUCGUUCUUAAAAAACUACGAGGAAUUCUGGGAGAAUCCUCAGGAUAGCACCCUCACAUACCUAGCCCUCCUCUUCAUGAUGGUCACGCACGCUGCCCUCCUCUGCCUCCGGGGCGAGGAAGAAAUGCCAGGGAACCUUGGCAGCCCACAGCAAGUUGCCACCGCCUACCGCGGCCGCGCUGCGCACUGCCUCGCGCUCGAUGAUUACACCCGGCCCAACAUCAAGUACAAGAUCGAGGCCAUGAUGCUGUAUUUCGGCGCCGAGUACCUACUCCAGGUCGAUGCGCAGCCCGGCGUUUCCAUUCUCCUGACUGUCACCAUCCGCCUCGCGCGCCACAUGAACAUGCACCGGGAUCCCAAGCACUUUGCUGGGAUGACGCCGUUCGAAGGCGAGAUGCGGCGUCGGAUGUGGACGCUGUUGACCGAGACCGACGAGCUCAUAUCCUUCAUAUUCGGCCUCCCGACCAACAUCCAUCCUAAUUCCUUCGAUACUGAACCGCCAGGUAACUAUCUCGACGAGGACUUUGACGAGAGCACCACUGAGAUGCCUCCCUCCCGCCCCGAGACAGAGCGCACGCCGGCCUUGUACGUGAUUGUCAAGAACAGGAUGAUGCGCAUGUUUGGCGAGAUCCUCACCCUCGUCAACUUUAGCAAAGUGCCCAAGUACGAAGAGGUCAUUGACAUGGACAAGCGGCUCGAGGCCAUGCACGAGGCCAUGACUCCGCUGCUGCGCAUGCGGCCGUUCAGCCAGUCCGUUACCGAUCCUAUAGACAUCAUCAUGCAGCGCUACCUCCUGGAGCUGAUAUACCAGAAGAGCCGGUGCGUCCUGCACCGCAAGUUCUUGGGGCUCGCCCAGACGGACGAGAGAUUCGCGUAUUCGAGAUGGGCAUGUGUCGAUGCUGCGACGAGGACGCUGAAGCAUCAGUAUGAUAUCCACAACGAGAUCCAGCCUGGGGGACGCCUGUCGAAAGAAAAGUGGUUCAUUUCCAAUAUCAGCAUCCACGACUUCCUGCUGGCGGAUAUGAUUCUCUGUCUCGAGUUGUCGCACGCGGUGAGGGCGGAAAAGGACCACGGAAAGGGGGCUAGCGUAGCACGACAACCUCCCGAGCAAGGCAAGCACGCCGUCAUGCCAAAGGAGCGACUGCUCGAGAUUCUGGGCACUUCUCGAUCUAUCUGGCAGGCGUCGAGAAGCCACUCCGCAGAGGCGAACCGAGCCUUCAAGAUCCUGACUCGCAUGCUCGCGCUGUCAACGGGGCAGGAGUACGACUCGAGUCCAGACUCCGCGAUGGGCAGCAUCUCUGGGAAUGCCACAAGCUCGUCCAUGAUAUCCCAUCUACCGUCUUUCCCUGCGACGGCACUGCCUAGCGUGUCGCCUCCCUCGGUCCCGCCGCUGAACUCGAUGGGCCAGAGUGCCACCAUGAAUCCCGGUCUGGUUCCCAUUCAGGCUGUCGACUCGUCGUCCUGGGCGAGUACGAAUACUUCGGCUAGCCAUCCCUGGCUGCCUGGCUGGGGUGACGGACCCCCCUCGCUCUGGUCGAUGGCGGGUGGGGAGCUUAGCGACCUGGACUCGAUGAUGGAUCCUGUGAUUACAUCUGACUGGUCCAUGUGGGACAACCAGAUCAUCAACGCGAGUGCCGAGACCAUGCAGAUACCCUGGAACAACUUCUUCCCCAACGGGCCCUGA